Colletotrichum graminicola M1.001 is the source of this 3468-nucleotide messenger RNA. RefSeq names its product STAG domain-containing protein. The transcript is spliced from 3 exons. Gene Ontology annotation, molecular function: chromatin binding. Gene Ontology annotation, biological process: sister chromatid cohesion. The coding region runs from base 1 to 3468 and encodes 1155 amino acids. NCBI's taxonomy places the organism in Eukaryota, Fungi, Ascomycota, Sordariomycetes, Glomerellales, Glomerellaceae. The record is from RefSeq and is a predicted model, not a curated record. Gene Ontology annotation, cellular component: chromatin; nucleus; cohesin complex.
AUGGAGAGCGCGACAGCAUCCCCCGAACCCGAGUCGUCGCGUCGUCGAUCCGGACGCGUCGUGCGAGCCCCCGAAAAGUUCAGCCCCGAACCAGUCACCGCCCCCAAGCGCAAAAGAGGCCUGGAACAGGAUGAUGAUGAUGAAGGGAACGACGAUGACGAGCCCGAGACGGAUGCCACGAUGAGCGACGCCGCCGAUAGCGCCGACGAACGCCCUCGCUCCAGACCCAAGAAGCGAUCAGGCGCAUCGCAAGGGACCCGCGUAAAGAAGCCCGCAACUAAGAAACCCAAGACCAACGGGGUGGCCCCAUCUGGUCACUCCGCUAGCCUGCCAUCCCGUCCGAAGAAGUCGGUGAGAAUUGCUGAUAAGCAAGGAGAGGGCCUCUACGCCGACGUUUUUGGUUCGGGGCUGCCCUCAGAUGAAGUUGCCGACAAAUGGCAGACUAGAUACCAGGCCAACGAUGCCCUUGCUGUUGUCGAGCUCGUCAAUCUGGUAUUGCAAUGUUCCGGCUGUGAUCUCGAGAUUACCGAAGACGAUGUCCGCGACCCUGAUAACUGUCAGGCUCGCCUUACCGAGCUUCAGGAUCUGUUCCAGGAGGAGCAAGUAACGGAGUACCCUCUCAUUUCCAGGGCGAAAAACACCAAAGCUUUCCGCGACCUCCUGACCGGAUUUUUCAGGGCUGUUGUGCGUAGUGUUCACGAGACCGACAUCCUCUACAGCGACGCGACUUUGAUGGAAAACCUCGUCCGCUGGAUAGCAUCCAUGUCGACUUCAUCACUCCGUCCUUUCCGGCACACUGCGACCACUGUCAUCCUCUCCCUUGUGCACGGCUUGAUCGAUGUCGCAAACACUCUUGAUUCCCGCAUUACUGCUAUCGAACAACAGAUCAACCAAGCCAAGAGAGGCAAGAACAAGGCCAAAUUGGCGGAAAUGCAGCGCACGCUCGACGAAGCCAACAACAACAGAGAGCUAUGCGGCCACCAUAUCAAAGACUUCUUCGACACUACGUUCAUCCACCGAUACCGAGAUAUCGACCCGCGUAUUCGGACAGAGUGUGUCGAGGCCUUGGGGUCCUGGAUCACUGGUCAACCAACAGUCUUCAUGCAACCCGAGUAUUUGCGCUACUUGGGCUGGAUGCUCUCGGACGUGGUUGCUUCAACUCGACAAGAAGUCCUCAGACAACUCGCACGCAUCUUUCGAAAGGACAUUCAGCCGUUAGGCCACUUCAUUGACCGAUUUCGGCCUCGCCUCAUUGAAAUUGCUACCAAGGAUGCUGAGGUGUCUGUCCGUGUCGCGGCCGUCUCUGUCAUCAACGUCCUCCGGGACGCCGGAAUGUUGGAGCCAGACGAGGUUGACUCUGUUGGCAAGCUCAUUUUCGACAGCGAUUCCAGGAUCAGGAAAUCGGUUGUCAACUUCUUCGUCUCCUGUGUUGAAGAUUCCAUCGAAAGUAAAAUGGAAGAGCUUGGUGGCCAGGAUGCCCUGGAUGAGCUCUUUGGCGAAAUCGAGGACGACGACUACAACUCGCCCCGCAGCACGUGGGUCAACAUCAAGUGCUUAGCGGAGAACCUCGCGGCGUUUGAUGCGCAGGUUGAAGGCGAGCAGCAAGACGGCAGCUCUCAAGGCCUCGCCGCUGUGGCUGAUGUCACGCAGGCGAAUGUGGCCGACACUCGCAUAUCGCUUGCUUCCCAAGUCCUUUUCGAAAAGGUGCCCUACGUAAAACAGUGGGAGGUGCUGGCGGGGUAUCUGCUCUACGACCAUACUGUCAGCUCCAAGUCCAGGUCCAAGUCACAUGGUGCCUCCACUGAGAUUGCUUUUAAGAAAGCCGUUGGGCCGGGGGGUUCAGAGGAGGCUAUCUUGCUGGAAGUCCUGGCCUCAGCAGUGAAGAUGUCGAUGUUACAAUCCGCCGAGUUUGAGAAGAACAAGAAAAAGAGCGGUCGCCCGGAAGUUGCCGAGGCUCAAGAAGAGACAGCCUUGGAACUGGCAACCGUGAUCCCGCAACUUCUCAACAAGUUCGGGGCUGAUCCUGCUACGGCUACUAUUGUCCUGCGAAUGGAACACUUCCUAGACUUGGAGGUUUUCCAAUCACUGCGGCAAGAUUCGACCAAGUAUGAGAAGUUGUUGGACGAGAUCAGCACACAGUUCAACAGGCACGACGAUAAGAGGGUUGUUUCUGAAGCUGCCGCUGCUCUCCUCCAUUCUCGCCAAUAUGACGAGCUCGAGGAGCUGACUGAGGGAAGGCUUGCAGUUCUGUGGGAGAACGUCAUCAAUACACUGCGCAGCUUCGACAAAACAUGCGAGCUCACCAUCCGCGGCAACCUGGAAGAGGAGCAUUUGACAGCACUCUCCACCGUGCUCAUGAAGAUCAGUGAGCUUGCUCGCAUUUCUGAUUGCACAGAAAUCCUCGAGACCGAAGGCCGUGCGGCUGACUCAAUGUCAUCCACCAUUGAAAUCCUGGUCAACAUUGUUCGUCGGGGCACAUUCAACGAGCCCAGCGAAGUCGACGACUUGGAGGACGAGGCCACGUCCUUCGCAAUCAAGGGAAUCCAAUUCUACUUCAUGUGGAAGGUGCGAAGCUUCCAAAAGAUCAUCCAAAGCGGAGCCGAAACCCCUGAUUCUGUCGUGGACCAAAUCGUCGUCCUGCGCAGGAAGUAUGACACGGGCCUGAUCAAGACUUUGUCGUCACGAGCUGUCAUUGACGAGAUUCGUAUUUUCGCGACUGGUGCUCUUUGCGACAUCCACGUCCUCUUUGGUUCCUUGCGAAACUGGACAGAAGAGUCCCGCGGAAACGCUAACUACAAGAAGUUCGCGAGGCUCACACACGAGCUCGAGCCCAAGCUCUUGCCUGAGCUCAUCUCCAUCUACGACGGCGUCGAGCGGAGCUUUGCCAAGCGUACGAAGAAGAUCCUCAACGAGCCGGCCGAAGACGAAGAACCCAUGGAUGAUGACGACUCUGACGAGGAGGAGGAUGAGGACGAGGGACUAACUCAAGAGGAGAAGCUUGCCAUUGAGCUCAAAUCUGAAAAGGCACUCUGCGAACUGGCUGCCAAGUUUGUGCUCGCCAUAGUUCAAAAGGUCCUGGAUCAAACAGGGCCCCACGCCGGCACGCUUCGCAAGCGUCUCCUCCGAAACCAGGGCAGGCUCGGCAAGAACUUUGCCGAAGUAGUCGCUUACCUCGACCCGUCCAAGGUCCGGGAGCACCUGUACGGCAAGAAGCAGGCGCAAAGGGCGAAGACGUCGGCCAAAUCCACUGCAGCCAAGCCCGCCCGGAGCGAGGAGAUCGUUGUCGACGAUGACGACGAUAACGAAGAGGAAGACGUUUUCGAAGAACCCGAGCCUGAGCCAGAAGAGGGCACCAAAGAAGAUCUCCGGCGACGAGAAUUGCUGGAAGAAGAGGAAGAAGAGGAGCCUGACGUAGAGGAGGCUCCCGCCAAUAAUGAUGCAGACGACGACGAUGUAUUGGGCGACUGA